UUAUGUGUGUAUUAAUAAUUGCACUUACCGAACACCGAAUUCUACUGACAAGAUGGAGAUGAUUGGUCGCGUCGAGUCACUUUCACUUAUUUUCAUUUUCAGCGCAUAACGGGGCGGAUUCAUUGAUAGUGACUUCAUUCAGGGGCGGGUGGCACGUGAGCGAUUUAGCCAAAGAAGAGGCACAUUUCGUAUGCCAAAAAAUUGAUUUUAAAAGAGCAGCAACAACAACGGGCUGGAGUCGGACAGGAGCGCUUAACCGAACACAAAAACCCUUCGCUUCCUACAAGGACCCGAGCGCCGUCACAUCGAUUGUCCGAUUCGCCACUGCGGCUGGUUUGCGGCGGCUCGCGCACGCAAUCCCUGAAUGGGCGGUCGCCAUGGUUACUCAGGUCACAUGCGUGGGUUGCCUAGCGCCGGCAGCGGAGGAUGCUACAGGCUCGCGCUGCCAUUUUCAUUGAGCCGCGAGACAGCGGGAUGCUGGAUGCUUCGCUUCUGCGGACGAAGCUCACGGGAAUGAGGACGGAGAUCCGCAGCGCCUAACAAACGGAGCAUCAUUCCGUCGUCGUCGCCGCCGCCCCCCCAACACCCCCCCGUCCACAUCGCAUUUAUUAGAAGGUGUUACACGUAAAAACAAAUAAAAGGAAGACAUAUGUAAUAUAUAUAUCGUCGAUAUUGUACAGUACGUUCCGCUGCCGAGGCAGGCUCGAGUCGCUCGCUGCAUUUGUCCCGAUUAAUUUUCCCGCAGAGCCUGACAACAGGAAUGAGUAUAGAAAUCCCCGAAGGGCUGACGGAGCUGUUGCAGAGCUUUACCGUGGAAGUGCUGAGGAACCAGCCGGCGGACCUGCUCGAGUUCGCGCUGCAGUACUUCACGGCGCUCAAGGAGAGCCAGAGCAAUGAUGAGCUGCACCACUCGGCGCUCCGACCCGCCAAGGCGGUCAACUUCAUCGAGGAGGCCAUGCAGAUCGACUCGGAAAACGGGGAGGAUGAGGAAGAAGACGACGACGAGGAGGAAUUCGUAGCUCCAGUAAUCAACCGAUUCAAUAGAAGAGCUUCAGUAUGUGCUGAAGCGUUCAACCCUGAUGAUGACGAGGAAGACAAAGAACCUAGGAUCACCUAUCCCAAAACAGAUGAGCAGAGACAAAGACUGCAGGAAGCAUGCAAAGAUAUUCUUCUCUUCAAGAACCUGGACCCAGAGCAGAUGUCUCAAGUGCUGGAUGCCAUGUUUGAGAAGCUAGUGGAGUCUGGUGAUCAUAUCAUUGAUCAAGAUGACGAUGGGGAUAACUUCUAUGUUAUCGAAAGCGGGACGUUUGACAUCUUUGUGAAGACUGACGGCACAGAGCGGCCGGUGGGCUCAUACAACAACCGUGGGAGUUUUGGGGAGCUGGCGCUCAUGUACAACACGCCCAGGGCGGCAACCAUCAUAGCCACGUCCGUCGGAGCGCUGUGGUGCCUGGACCGACUAACGUUCAGGAGAAUCAUUGUCAAGAACAAUGCCAAGAAGAGGAAAAUGUACGAGGCUUUCAUCGAGACACUUCCACUGUUAAAGUCACUUGAAGCUUCAGAGAGAAUGAAGGUUGUGGAUGUAUUGUCCUCUAAAGUUUACAGCGAUGGAGAGCAGAUUAUUGCACAGGGGGAUAUGGCAGAUUGUUUCUACAUCGUGGAAUCCGGACAAGUUAGGAUUACCAUGAAACGGAGCAGGUCGAAGAAGGACCUGGAGAAUGGUGAGGUGGAAAUCGCCGUGUGUUCCAGGGGCCAGUACUUUGGGGAGCUGGCAUUGGUCACCAACAAGCCAAGGGCUGCCUCGGCCUAUGCUGUGGGCAGCGUCAAGUGUUUAGUCAUGGAUGUUCAGGCCUUUGAGAGGUUGCUGGGCCCCUGUAUGGACAUCAUGAAGAGGAACAUCGCAAACUAUGAAGAGCAGCUCGUGGCCCUCUUUGGAAGUCACGUCGACAUCGAGGAUCAGAACGCGUGAAAACGCAAAGAACAAAAAAACUCAGACGCAUCUGCUGAGAAGAAGCCAAGGUGGCUAUAGGAAGCUAUUAACUUUUGUCCCAAUGCCAGGCGUUUACAUAACUGCUGUUUUUAUUUCUGGGCUUUCGGAAACGUUAAGCAACAUGUAGAUUACAGCCAUUCGGAUCUUCUAGAAAGAGGCAUCCGCACACAAACUGUCUGCUUCAACAGUUUAUGUGAGAAUGACUUAGAAUCACUUGGGAGUUUUGGAGUGCCAGUAUUUGGUAUUUUUUACAACGAUACACUAUUUAUUUAUUUGCACACAUGUCCGGUUUUCUUGCUUAUUUUCAUUGCUUCUUUGGUUUUGUCGAGAAGUUUAUAAUAUUAGUCAACAGGUAGUCUGUGAAUAAAUUCAUAUAUUCAUGCUGUUAAUGUCUCUUUGAAUAACACGAACACUCUCUUUAAUAUUACAGUUUUGAAAGAGCAUUCAGUAUAUCUUUAUAGAUUCAAAUUUUUCAUUACAGUUUCACAUCCUGUUUAACGUGCUCAGCUGUGUCUGCUCUGCAAAGGGGUUAAAAAAGUGCUGUCUUGCAUUUUAAAAUUUUGUCACUGACCUGGACACAGUUUUGUGGAGACGCUGUAGGCUAGCAUCCUAUUUGUGUGCAGGACUUCUCAGGCAAACACUAUGACCAUGUACUUAUGCCUGGCUUAAAAGACUAUCCCCCCUGGUUUUUCUUGGUAAGUUUAUCUGUAUUAUGUGUUCAAUACUUAUUUUCACGUUUGUUCGAUAUCUGAGUUAACAGACAGUACAAUUCAACUGCACAGAAACGUUUACAUUUUCUCCUAAUGACUACAUUAUAUUCUUGCUUUUUGGCUGCUUCGUGGUGUUUGGUUGAUGAGUUAUUCACAGAUUAUAUAACUAAUAAUACUUGAAUUUAGUUGAACAAAAUUCAGAUCGCAAUUACUUAUUGAGGUUGUAUGUACCAUACAUAGCCCACGGUGUUUUAAAGUUCACACCCAUAGUCAAGCAGAGUUACUUGGUGCUGAGUGGGACAAUGCAUUUGGUCAAAAAUAAACAAAACAUUUCAACACUUGAUGUCAAGCUGUAAAGUGUCACACUAAUACCUGGUUGAAAAAAGAAAAUGAUAUAUUUAUUUAGGAGCAUGACAUGUUUUUUUAUCCCUUAUAUACAGUUUCAUACCUCAGAUUCUAGCCAAAAACCAGUAGGCGCUUUUGCUUCCAAGUUUACUUAGUCCAACUUUUUACAUGUACAAGGGCAUAGUACAGUAUUAAUGUUUUCUAUACAUGAAAAAAGAGCCGCUUUUCUCUAAAGCGGUCCUCAAGUGUUGAUGACAAGUGAUACGUGACGGAAGUAUGAAUUCCUGCUGCAGAAGAGUGAAAACGUUGCUUCAGAAUUUAAAAAGGCAACAGUCUUAAUUACUUGGUGUUCGGUUUGCCUUUAAAUAAGCUUAGCAAGUUUAUAUCCAGUCUUUUUUUUAGUCUAGCCUAGUUUUUUUGUUUUUAUUCAGCUUUUGUAGUGUAUGUAAACUUUCGAGAAGAUGCUCAACGUUAUUAGAUUCAUUAUCAUUUUUGUCAUUACUGUCAUGGACAGUCCAUUGAGUUAUUAUUUGUCUACCUCGGUACACUGAUAAUGACAAUUAUUACAUUUUGUGGUGUACAUCCACAUCUUCCUCUCUCUCGACAGAUAAGGAAUAUUGUUUAAUGGUAUUUCUGUGUUUCAAUUUAAUUUUAAACUUCAUCGUGUAAACCUGUCACAAAAAUUACCUUUAUAUGGUUAAUGGCAAGUAGCAUUUUUUUUAGUGUGUCCAUUUUUUUUCUCUAUGUAAUCCAGUUACAAUUCCUUGACACGGACGCAGUGUCAGCAGUGCUAUAUGUUCCUGUAAUGCAGUUCAAAGGUCUACAGACUCAAU
Scleropages formosus (Asian bonytongue) is the source of this 3878-nucleotide messenger RNA. RefSeq names its product protein kinase cAMP-dependent type II regulatory subunit beta (gene prkar2b). Gene Ontology annotation, cellular component: cytosol; cAMP-dependent protein kinase complex. Gene Ontology annotation, biological process: negative regulation of cAMP-dependent protein kinase activity. The transcript has 11 exons. Lineage: Eukaryota; Metazoa; Chordata; Actinopteri; Osteoglossiformes; Osteoglossidae. The coding region runs from base 761 to 1969 and encodes 402 amino acids. Gene Ontology annotation, molecular function: protein kinase A catalytic subunit binding; cAMP binding; cAMP-dependent protein kinase inhibitor activity. The record is from RefSeq and is a predicted model, not a curated record.